Messenger RNA from Cladophialophora psammophila CBS 110553, 1380 nucleotides. RefSeq lists its product as uncharacterized. The transcript has a single exon. The coding region runs from base 1 to 1380 and encodes 459 amino acids. The record is from RefSeq and is a predicted model, not a curated record. Lineage: Eukaryota; Fungi; Ascomycota; Eurotiomycetes; Chaetothyriales; Herpotrichiellaceae.
AUGGAGGACCUCGCCCUUCAUCUGGAUAUCUUCGGGCAACAACAAGGGCUCUACAAGCUAUAUACUCAGUUAUGUCUGUGCUUUCCGAUGGGUGGUGGCUCGUCCCAAUCAGACAUUAUCGACACACUGACGAAAGGGCUCGAGAGACUGACUGCCAGCUUUCCGUGGGUAGCAGGCCAAGUACUUCGCGAAAGCCCAGGUGAUGGCGCCCGGAAUAUUUACAGAAUCAAGCCCUUCGAGAAGACGCCUCGGUUGGUGGUCAAGGAGCUCCACGAUGGGCCUUGGACAGCAACCAUGUAUGUCCUUCGACGGAACAAUUUCCCUUUCCGCAUGCUGGACGAGUCCCUAAUUGCUCCCAUCAACACACUGGCUGCGGGGACAGACGGUCCAGCGCCGGUUUUUCUGAUGCAGGCCAAUUUCAUCACAGGCGGUCUGCUGCUCACCUUUGUGACGCAGCAUAAUACAAUGGACAUGACGGGCAUGGCCCAAAUCAUGUACCUCCUCUCAAAGGCCUGUCAUAAUGAGCCAUUCACAGCCGAAGAAGUCUCUAACGGCAACCUCGACCGGCGCAAUCUCAUCCCACUCCUGGACGAAACCUACGAACCGGGGCCUGAACUCGCCUAUCAGAUUGGGAAGCCUCCUGCACAUCAAUCCGCAUCAAAGGCUGCGGAAGGCCAAGCUGCACAACCACAACCUCCAAAGUGCAGCUGGAUCUACUUUGAUUUCUCCGCCGCGUCCCUCGCCCGCCUAAAAUCGCAGGCAAUGCAAUUCAUCACCAGCCAAUCAGGCUAUGUCUCGACCGACGACGUUCUGAGCGCUUUCAUCUGGUUAUGUGUGGCCCGGGCCCGUCUUCCCCGCCUGGAGGCUAACAGGGAGACAACUUUGGCGCGGGCAAUCGAUCCACGGCGCUACCUGGGCAUUCCAGCCACAUAUCCGGGACUCGUUCAAAACAUGACGUACUCUACGUACACAUUCGAGAGACUACUCAAUGCACCACUAGGUCACAUCGCCUCGAAACUCCGAGAAGCCAUCGACCCUGCAACUUCAAACCUGGCCUACGCGACCCGCGCGCUCGCGACACGGCUUCAUCGCUCACCGGAGGACAACAGUAUCAACGUGACCGCAACGUUGGACCUGUCCGCGGACAUCAUGCUUAGUUCCUGGGCCAAGUAUGAUUGCUACGACCUCGAUUUCAACCUGGGAUUGGGAAAGCCAGAGGCUGUUCGCAGGCCGCAGUUUGUGCCGUUGGAGAGCCUGUUCUACUUGAUGCCCAAGAGGCCGGACGGAGAAAUUGCAGUGGCGCUGUCUUUGAGGGAGGAGGAUCUGGACCGGCUGAGGAAGGAUGAGGAGUUUAUGAAGUAUGCCGUGUAUAUUGGGUGA